This is a messenger RNA of Condylostylus longicornis, 558 nucleotides long. RefSeq names its product adenylate kinase isoenzyme 6 homolog. The transcript is spliced from 2 exons. The record is from RefSeq and is a predicted model, not a curated record. The coding region runs from base 1 to 558 and encodes 185 amino acids. Gene Ontology annotation, molecular function: ATP binding; ATP hydrolysis activity; AMP kinase activity. Gene Ontology annotation, cellular component: nucleus; cytoplasm. NCBI's taxonomy places the organism in Eukaryota, Metazoa, Arthropoda, Insecta, Diptera, Dolichopodidae.
AUGGGGAGGAGGUUCCCGAAUAUUUUGAUUACGGGGACUCCUUGCACUGGGAAAACCGCCCUUUGCGAGCAACUGGUUGAUGUUUUCCCAUCAUCUGAAAAUACUCUAGGAUUUGUUCACGUGAACGUCUCUCAAUUAGUGAAGGACAAUCAGCUUUAUACGGAGUGGGAUGACAAUCUAAAUGUUCCAAUUUUUGAUGAUGAUCUAUUGGUGAACCAUCUUGAUCCUCUCAUGGAAUCUGAUAGGGGAGGUUUAUUGAUAGAUUUUCAUUCAGGAGAAUUGUUCCCAUCCGAAUGGUUCGAUUUGAUUAUUGUUCUCCGUGCGGAGACGCACACCCUUUUUGAUCGCUUGAAAGACAGAGGAUACUCAGAGUCCAAAAUUAACGAAAAUAUGGAAGCAGAGAUCUUUCAAAUAGUUUUAGAUUCUGCCCGAGAGGCUUUUGAUGGAAAGGUUGAAGUCUGGGUCUUUCCAAGCAAUUCAAUCGAGGAACAAAAUCAAAUAAUCGAUGGAUUAAAGACCGCAGUGCAACAAUUCACAUCGAAAGCUACAGGAACAUGA